AUGGGCCGCCUGUGUGCCCUGGGAUUAUGGAAUAUAAUCCAGUAUAACGUGGUUUCGCCACAGAAUGCGGUGAUGUUGCGCUAUAGUAGAGACGUUGACCGAGGCUGGGCGUGGGUUGUGGUCGGUAGCUCUUUCAUCGCACAGAGCCUCAUGAUCGGUCUCACCUGGUCCGUCGGCGUCUUCUUCGUUAUCUUUCUAGAGGAAUUUAAGCAGAGCAGUUCGUCUACGGCCUGGAUUAGUUCAAUUAACACAGCAGCGUGCAUGGCAACCGGUACAGGACUGGGAAUUGCCUUCAUUCCUUGUAUUGUAGCCGUCUCAGAGUACUUUGAUACAAAGCGAGCACUCGCCAUGGGCCUCGCUGUGUCCGGUAUGGGCUUCGGCAUCCUCAUCUAUCCGAUUCUCAUCCAGCAUCUGCUGCAGGUGUUUACCUGGCGUCAGGUGAUGUUCAUCACGGGUGCCCUUAUACUUAACGUGAUCCCGUGCGCCGCCGUCAUACAUCCACUCGUGUUACACGAUGACGAUGCCAGCGACAACCACAAGAAACUGCCGUCAGUAUCCGUAUUCGAGAAAAAGUUUAUAAGAAUCUGCGCAAAUAACUUGCUUAUUGCAUUCGGGCUGUCGGUCGUCUACGUGCACAUGCCUGCCUAUGCUAGGAGCCAUGGCACCAAUCAGGAGGUCGCCGUUAUGCUCAUAUCCGUGAACGGCGUAGCGAACUUUUUCGGUAGAAUUGCGUACGGAUUCAUGGCGCAAUACUUGCGAUGGACUCCUGAACAAUUUUAUAACGCGUCGUUCAUGACGGCUGGAAUACUCACGCUGCUGCUUCCGAUGUGUACUCAACUGUACUUCAUGUUGCUGUACUGCGCAUUAAUUGGGUUUCUGAGCGCCAGUUGGGGAGCUUUGCUACCAGCAAUCCUAGUUGAUGCCAUUGGAAAAUUCAGGAUGGCCAGCGGAUAUGGAUUCGUGAUGGUGUAUGAGGCAGUCGGUAUAAUGCUUGGAGGCCCCGUAGCAGGAUGGAUAUACGAUUAUACUGGAGCCUACGCUAUCUCCUUCUACUUCGCUGGACUGACCUUCACUGUUGGCGUCCUAGUAAUGUGGAUUCCAGGAUUUAGUGGCAGAUGUAACCCAAGGAAAAACAAAGUCUAUCUCAGCGACAUAUCCAUUUCAGCCUAUAAUGAGCACUACCUAAAGAAGAUAGGCAAUGAAGACCAGAAACCAGGGUUAUUGUGA
Priapulus caudatus is the source of this 1227-nucleotide messenger RNA. Its product is annotated as monocarboxylate transporter 14-like. The coding region runs from base 1 to 1227 and encodes 408 amino acids. The record is from RefSeq and is a predicted model, not a curated record. Gene Ontology annotation, biological process: transmembrane transport; monocarboxylic acid transport. Gene Ontology annotation, molecular function: monocarboxylic acid transmembrane transporter activity. Lineage: Eukaryota; Metazoa; Priapulida; Priapulimorpha; Priapulimorphida; Priapulidae. The transcript has 5 exons.